Messenger RNA from Marmota monax (woodchuck), 1290 nucleotides. Its product is annotated as zinc finger protein 182-like. The record is from RefSeq and is a predicted model, not a curated record. Gene Ontology annotation, biological process: regulation of DNA-templated transcription. Lineage: Eukaryota; Metazoa; Chordata; Mammalia; Rodentia; Sciuridae.
CUUGUCGGGGCCAGUUCUUGUAACGGUCUCUUCAACAGCAAGCAGAAAAUCAGUUGACGAGAAAGACAGUGAGCUCAAUUUUCACAUAUCUCUGCCUUUUCCCAAGAACAGCAGGAAAUGGCCAAACCCCAGGGACUAGUGACAUUUGAGGAUGUGGCUGUGGAUUUCACCCAGGAGGAGUGGCAGUGCCUGAACUCUCUGCAGAGGACCUUAUACCGAGAUGUGAUGCUAGAGACCUACAGCAACCUGGUCUCCCUGGGGCAACAGGUUUGUAAACCAGACCUCAUCCUCAAGUUGGAGGUGGAAGAGCUAUGCCCAGCAGAAGACAGAAUUCCAAUUUGGAGCUUUCCAGAAGUCUGCCAAGUUGGUGAAAAGAUUGAGAGCCAGCAUCAGGAUGACCAAGAUCAAUGUCUCUUGAUGCAAGUUGGAUUCCCUGACAAGAAAAUAAUGACUACCAAGAAUGGCCACGAAUGUAAUGAAUUUGGAAACACUCUUCAUCUGAGUACAAGCCUUGGUAUUCCAAUACAAAGACCUCAUGAACUUGAAACAUUUGGAAGUGCUGUGGAAAAGAAACACGAUAAUGGGUGUGCAAAAUUAUUCUUCCAUACCGAGUUUGAGAAAUCAAAUCCUGUAGUGAAGCCCUAUGGAUAUAAAGGAUGCGGGAAAGUCCUCAGGCGAAAGAAGCCCUUUGGAUAUAAAGAAUUCUUCAAAAAUGGAGAGAAACCAUUUGAAUGUACUGCGUGUCGGAAAACCUUCAGCAAGACGUCACAGCUCAUUGUCCACUGGAGGACUCAUACAGGGGAGAAGCCCUAUGGAUAUAAAGAAUGCGGGAAAGUCCUCAGCAAGAAGUCACACCUCAUUGUCCACUGGAGGACUCAUUCAGGGGAGAAACCAUUUGCAUGCACCGAAUGUGGAAAAGCUUUUAGCCAAAAAACUCAGCUAAUUAUACCGAGUCUUAGUCUUCAUCAGAGAAUUAAAAAUGGAGAGAAACCAUUUGAAUGUACUGCAUGUCGGAAAACCUUCAGCAAGAAGUCACACCUCAUUGUCCACUGGAGGACUCAUUCAGGGGAGAAACCAUUUGCAUGCACCGAAUGUGGAAAAGCUUUUAGCCAAAAAUCUCAGCUAAUUAAACAGCAGGAAAUGGCCAAACCCCAGGGACUAGUGACAUUUGAGGAUGUGGCUGUGGAUUUCACCCAGGAGGAGUGGCAGUGCCUGAACUCUCUGCAGAGGACCUUAUACCGAGAUGUGAUGCUAGAGACCUACAGCAACCUGGUCUCCCUGGGGCAACAG